Molecule: messenger RNA, 2244 nt
Organism: Eruca vesicaria subsp. sativa (arugula)
Lineage: Eukaryota; Viridiplantae; Streptophyta; Magnoliopsida; Brassicales; Brassicaceae
Source: the annotation of a GenBank genome assembly
GAAGAAGAAAAAAAAAAAGAGAGUGGACUCGAGUUACGUUCAGAGUCGGCUCUCACCGAGUGAGUUUGCUGGGAAGGGAGCAGCAAAAUCCAAACCCGUCCGUAUUAUAUAUAACCACCCGAUAAAAAAGGGAUCUUUCGAUUUUUUUUUUUUUUGGGUUGGGUGUGAGUGAGUGUGUAAAAAGAAAAAAAAAAGAAAGAGAUGGAGAAGGAAGAGGAGAUAAUAAGUCUCUCACCUCUUUACUACUACUAUUCUCCUUAUGUUGUCUUAAAUCUUUUUCCCGACUCCUUCCCUAACCCUAAUUCUUCUUCUUCUUCUUCGUCUACAAUUCAAUUCUCGAUUUUUUUUCCUCAAUCCUAUUUACGGGUUUCCAAUUCUCACCAUCAUCUUCUUCUCUAUCCUCUCGGAUUGUCCUCUCUAUCUUUGCUAAGUGGAGUGGAGGUGCUUCUACGAUCAUCAGCUAUAGUUAGUCUUGAAGUUGAGUAAUCUGCUAAGAGCGGAAAGAGUGUAUAUGCAUCUCUACAAUGGAAGCUAAUGAUGGUUUGAAUAAUACGGUGAGGAAGAAGCGUAGCUUGACUUGUCGUCGUCGUCCUCGCCCUGACGGAUCCACUCUCUUAAAGCCUCCUCCACAUAACUCCAGCAAGAUCUCCAGUGAUGAUAUACCCGCUUUUGAUACUAACCCUACAAGGAAAGAGUUUAGUCUUAGCCACUGUAUCUCAAGGGCUGAUUCUAUUGCUGAGUCCCAAAGAGGAACUAAUGGUACUCGUCGGAGAGAGAUCGUCAAUAGAUACAAACGCUCUACUGAAGGUGUACUCGCACCUGCUAGCUGGAAGAACACUAGCUGUGAAGAUGAAGGUAAUGGCAGGAUCAAUGGAAAGGCUUUGCUAGGGAGUGAAACAAAGAGAAUGAAGCUUAAGAUCAGUGGUGGUGUGAGUCGGCUGCUUCAUGCUAAUGGUUCUUCUCGAAAGUCUUCAAAACCGUUGGUGAAUGAUACUACUAACAACGAUUUGGAGGAAAGUUCAGAUUCCCCUCUAGAUGACAAGGCUGGUCUCGAAGACGAAUCUAUGAGUGGGAGGCGAAAACAAGGGGAACCAGGUGGCUCGGUUCGCAAGAGCAAAAGAGCCCCCAAGAAGAGGGUUUUCGAUAACGAUGAUGACAGUGAUGGUGAGAUCCGUUAUUUGGAAAAACUCAAGUUUAGGAAUGUCUCUCUGUGUAAUGAAGAGACUGAGUCCGUGAGGAGGGAGCUGAAGGCAUCUAAUGGGGAAAAGGCUUCCGAAGAGAUGGAUUAUGAGGAGGAGGAACUUGAUUCGGUGGCUGUUGAAAAGGGGAUUGGUAAUGAGGUUAAGAGGGAAGCGACUUUGACUACUCGCCAACGAGCCCUUGCUUCUGCAUCUGGCAAACCAAGCGCGAUUGAAUUUAUAGAUGGAUUACCUCCUACUACCUCGAGAAGGAAGAAGGAGAAUCUUUCAGAGAUGGAGCAGCAACUGAAGAAGGCAGAAGCUGCUCAAAGGCGAAAAGUUCAGGUUGAGAAGGCUGCAAGGGAGGCUGAGGAAGAGGCCAUUAGAAAAAUUCUAGGUCAAGAUUCGAGCAGGAAGAAGCGUGAAGACAAAAUUAAAAAACGACUUGACGAAUUGGCACAGGAGAAAGCUGCACAUGAGGAGAGGGUCUCAACAAGCUACAUCAGAACAAUAAUGGGUCCUAAUGGAACCACUGUUUCUUUUCCCAUUGACAAAGUGCCUAGCCUGUUCGAUCCCAAACCAUCCGGCUAUCCUCCUCCUCGGGAAAACUGUGCGGGUCCAUCGUGCACCAAUCCUUACAAGUAUCGUGAUUCAAAGACAAAGCUUCCUCUCUGCAGCCUCAAAUGUUACAAGGCGGUUCAGGAGCAGCAGCAGCAACAGACCGCACCGGUUUAGAUAUUGAUUUUAUUUUUUUAUAUAUAAAAAGGUCAACAACUCAGCUCUCUGAGUUUAUAGAGAUUACAGGAAGAAGACAUGUUUUAGUCUUUGUUUUGCUUUACUUCGGUCUCUGAUUGGAUAGUUCAUUUUUCCUUUGUGAGUAGACGAGAUCAUGGCCUUCCAUUGGCGUUUUACCAAACAAUGACAUCAUAGCAGUUCAUAUAUAUCAUUCUACAACAGCUUCUUUAAUGAUAAAACUACAUUUGAACUAGACAUGAUACAAAAAUGCUCUCUAUUAUUGAAGCAAGCUUAAUGGGCGCGCAGUACGCCGUCGUUUACUAACUGUGAU